Molecule: messenger RNA, 2145 nt
Organism: Pleurotus ostreatus (oyster mushroom)
Lineage: Eukaryota; Fungi; Basidiomycota; Agaricomycetes; Agaricales; Pleurotaceae
Exons: 3
Coding region: 1-2145 (714 amino acids)
Source: RefSeq, a predicted model, not a curated record
AUGGCCGUCGCUUUGCCCCCACAUCCUUUACCGGUUGACGAAUAUCUCCCGGGGCCCUCUACGACCGUCAGAAAUCGAAUGGAUAGCGGUAGCACCAUUACCGCCAAAAGAGUGCCUUCGUUUCGCGACAGGCAGUUACCGCCGAUCCCGCAGAACGACGGCGGCGACGUAAGGCCGACCUCGACCGUUAGGCCCAGAAUGAGGAGCAAGUCGCCGCCUGUCGCGAAAUCGCGCCAUCUGUCGUCGUUUCUGCCUUCGUACUCGCGUCGGCUCACUUUCCCCACCUUGCUCAGGCAGAAUCCCCGCGUAUUAGCUCACUUGCUGCAAUUUAUGUCUUGGGCGGAUUUUCUAUCGCUUGCGGGUACAUGCAGAGACUUCAUGAACUUGUUGGGCCCUCUCGAGACCAAGGACGUCCUACUGUCUCGGUUCAUCCCUGGGUACAGCGACGCCCUGCGUAGCCGCGAUCUGCGAAGAUUCCGUGACGUCUCGAUGUCAUUACAUGACUUGAACCUGCUGAUCUUGUCCGAGAUGACACCCCUCCACCAAUACCCUAUGCACGCCUUGUCCUGCCUCUCCGCAUUUAUGACGACCCUGGAUCAAGAGGAACGGACGCACAGACUUAUUGCGUUGACCCAGGCCCAUUCUCGAGCCGUGCUUCUUCUCCAAUCUGUCGUACAUAGUUCAUCUUACCCCAUCCCACCCGAGCCCCGAGAUGACGCGAAAGCCAGUCUCCGGAACUUACAGCGCCCCAUUCUUCGUGAACUAACUUUCCCAGCUCCUCUAUCUUAUCAACUCUCCGAUCACCCGGUACGGGAUGAGCUUGCGUCGAGAUCGCCAUCAAAUAGCAAACAUGUGCGAGGUCACACUGUCGCUGAUGUUGCUCCCGGUCUCCAUCAGCGCCGGAGUGUGCCAAAGGCGCCUGCCAGCUCCACUCCUUCGGUUGCCGCCAAAGCCAGGAAGAGACUUUCCAAACUAGUUAAUACCCCAGCUGCUCCUCCUCCCCCACCAGCGUCCAUGCCUCGAGCACUCAAAGUCUAUUCAGACGGAUGGAGACGGGCCUCCAGGUUUCCCGUUGCAGCCACACAGUCAGAUGACGAAGGAGGCAGUGCAGCGUUCAGCAGGAGAACCACCAUGGUCUUGCCAAAUGGCUAUGGUUCAAUCCCUCUGAAACGCCCGAGCCGAAGGUUCACCUCUGCGAAUGCUUCCAGCGACUCGUCGAUUGACUCUAGUCCGUCGCAAUCACACCUGUCGCGGAGUUCCAUCGUCGACACGCCAUCGUCAUCCCCUGCUGCUCUGUCACCUUCAGCCUCGACUCACGCCUCGUGCAAUUCGCUCGCACCUCCACCCCACGACUUGAAUAUGGCAAAGUGGAGGGCUCGCGCGCCCAUUCUACGCGUGUUCGUCCCUUGCACGGAACUUUCCACCGGCAACUCGAACAGUAUUGGCAAGUGCAGGGAACAACUCGUCGAAUCCAGGCUCUGGGGACAUCUCUCCGCAGGAGAUAUUGUUUGUAAUCUAGGGUACGUUCCUGGUGGUCCACGGGCGCAAGCCUCCGAAGAUUCGAACGUGCAAGCACCGGAGUUUGACGACGCUGAGACGCCAAGUCAACAGAAGUGGCUGCUUUACGACGGCGAAGAUCUUGUGCCCUACUUACCUCCUCAUCCGCCCCCUGUCUUGGAUGUACUGACGCUUCCUUCGCCAUUCUAUUACACGCACAUCAUGCCUGCGUUGGCCAACCCGCCAUUUAUCGUCGAUAGGCUGCCGAUGUUUAAUGAGGGGCCUCAAAUGACUUUGUUACAUUCAUCGACGCGAGUGAAGAGUCCGCAUUCUCCGAAUGGCUACGCCGUGGUGAAGAAGCACAUGUGGAUCGCCCGAGUAGUUAAGUACCCAUCCACAGGAUACGAGGAGGACGACGCCAUAGGUGAAGGGUGGACGGGAGAGUGGAUAUUAGAGGGGGAGGGAACAAGGGAGGGAAGGCAGGCAUUAUUGCAGUGCUUCGAUCGGUGGGCCUCUGGUGUAGUUAAGAAGGAAUUGGAGCUGGUGAGAGACAAAAGCGGUGGAGGUCGAUUAUGGUUCAAGCUGUUAAAUUCAUACUCGGACAAUCUGGAUCCCACGGACAACGGUCAGAUGGCUAUUUAUGCGUGA